GCCAACAUCCACCACCUAACAUGCAGCGCUCCCUUUCCUCAGAUUUCCCGCCUCUUGCCGCCUUAUCUCUCUCUGACCCGAACUCGCCGCUAUCAUCCACAGACAGCUCAUCCCUUCUAUGGGACCAGCGCCACUACCCGACAAACCAGCCUCUGCCCUUUUCGAGCUCUUCGGACUGCAUGUACUCGAGCCAGUAUGCCAGCCCCCAGCAGCAGCCGUCGUUUCAGCAGCUGUUCCGGAGGACGAUGAACCCUGCCCCUGAGUCCACUCAGCGCUUCUACCAAUUCGGCGCAUAUGGUGGGACGUCUUCGUACUACCCCUCUGCAUGGAGCUUGCACUCGCAGAAUGCUGGCAAAGCGACGAGCAGCAACAGCAUCCCUUCGCUCGCGCUCCACAUCCCCGAUCUGACAUUUCCCCCCUCUCCGGCUGCCAGUAGCACGGACAGCGCCUCGUCCCUCUCGACCCCGUCCCCAGGCCCACGAUCUGACCCCGUCCGUGUGGUCGCAGACGUCCCCCUUCUUGCCCCACGACCGCUCCCAUACCACUCGCCCACCUUUCUCCAAUUCGACCUGCUCCCCGAUGUGGAUGACGAUCUCUCACAUCCACCAUACACGCACAGGCCCGCCAAGCGCAAGCGAGUAGAAGAACCCGAGUUCGACCCAUUCGCCUUCGGCUUCGAUGGCCCGCGCGCAGCAAAGCGUCCUGUGCACCACCACGUCAGCGAGCGCCAGCUGCACCCCAUACACCCACCGAUGGACUACGCCUCGAUGUACCCGGCUGCCGUCGGCGGCGGCGCACACCGCAUGCAGCACGCCAGCAAGCAGCGACGGAGAUGGAGAUAAUGGUGAUCAGCUGGCACACACACACAUAUCCGCAAUCUUUGCUCCAGUCCAGUUCGCCUCGAGGCGUUCAUCUCCACCGAGCGCGGUGAUAUCAUCGCCUCCCCGCUGUACUUCUAUCUGGUACUCGUCCGCGGCACAGGGCUCGCCCGGUCCUCCUUGCUGCUAUGAACUUCUAGUCUGUGCAAGGGGUGAUUGGGCGGGGACUCCUUCCGCUUUGCGCUGGACCCCAUCCUCAUGUUCCUAGUAUGCAGGCCCCACUGAGACAAUGGCGCACAGCACGCCUUGUCCCGUCCGUAUAUGCGUAUCCAUAUCCGUACUCUAAUCCAGCGCUAGGCCCAGAGUUUAUCGCGGCGUCCAUCAAAUGUUUUUGUGUCAUUCCUGUCAAAUAUUCUUAUUCGAUUCUCUGACUUCGAUUGCAACGUUCCAUCCAUCUUCUGUUAUGUCUUAUUGUCGCAUUUGUCCAUUGUCUACACGCGCACACGUACUGCAACAACAGCCCAACCGUCUUUUUCCCGCCGCAACCCCUUCCAGCUGUGUAUUAUCUCUGUUACCGCGUUCCGUCGGCGCUGCACUGAGUCAAUAACUUCCUUCGCAUUCAAUGGACCUUCUCGCAUCACACGCCAUCAUCGUGUCGGCCCCACGCACACCAUCCGCACAUCCGCUUGCUUGCUUAUCCGUGCUUCGAGUUAUGCAUCGCUUAUAAUCAAUCAUCGUAGCUAGCUGUUAUUAUUAUUAUGUUUGCUUGUCGUCAUAUCAUACAUAUCUUACAGUAUCAUAUCUGUCAUCAGCCACAUCACC
Messenger RNA from Coniophora puteana RWD-64-598 SS2, 1640 nucleotides. RefSeq lists its product as uncharacterized. The transcript is spliced from 2 exons. The record is from RefSeq and is a predicted model, not a curated record. The coding region runs from base 21 to 842 and encodes 273 amino acids. NCBI's taxonomy places the organism in Eukaryota, Fungi, Basidiomycota, Agaricomycetes, Boletales, Coniophoraceae.